AUGGCAGCAACAUCGCCCCCGGCCAGCUGCACUCCUGGGAGACUGCACUAUGUGCCGCCCAACGUCUCCGCCUUCGAGCCUUCGAAAGCUCUCGCAUCGUCGGCGCAGAACAUCAACACACUAUUAUGGAUUGGCGGCAUGUUCGACACUGCCGGCUCCGUAGCCUAUCCAUUCCUCCUCGCUCAGGCGCUUGGUCCCAAUUGGAGCCUCCUCACCGCUACCCUCUCCUCCUCCGGCCACUCUUGGGGAACGAGCAGUAUCGCUCGUGAUGCGGACGACGUUGCCAAGAUCGUCACGUACGUGAAGCAGCAGCGUCCGAAUGGCAAGGUGAUCAUCAUGGGUCACAGCACCGGUUGCCAGGACUGCAUGGAGUAUGUCGUGGGCAAAGGUGCAGAGAAGCGACCGCAAGUGAACGGCGUGAUCUUGCAGGCUCCCGUCUCAGAUCGCGAGGCCCUCGAGGAUCAGCUUCCGCAGACAUUCAAGCACGAAGCCGACCAGCUUGCGUUACAAAUGUGCCGGGAAGGCCGUGAGAAAGAUGUGAUGCCCUAUCGCCUCAGCAAGAAUGUGUAUGGCAGGCUGGGCAUCACCGCGCGGAGAUGGGUCGACGUUUCUUCCCCGGGGCCAAACCAUGAUGGAGCCGACGACUACUUCUCAUCCGACCUCUCCGACGAGCGACUGAAGGGAACAUUCGGCCAGUUGUCUCCGCACACGCCACUGCUGAUCGUAUACAGCGGGAAUGAUGAGAGCGUCCCGAAGACGGUGGACAAGCAGAAGUUGGUGCAAAAGUGGGCAGACAUUGUGCGGGUUGGAGGAGGAGCGGUCGACCAAAGUACUGGCGUGGUGAAAGGCGCGAGCCACAACUAUAAUGGCGAUCCUGAGGAAGUCGUGCAAGACUUGAUCACCAGAGUCGUAGGCUUCGUGAGCCGUCUCGAUUCUGGUACUGGACCUAGAAUCUGACCUGGUUCGCACGCUGCUCACCUCGUAUUCCGUUCGUCGAGUGUAUAUCGAUGUUCGUUGAACCAGCGCAACGCCUUCACAGCUCUUGUCAUUUCUGGUAUUCCUCACAUUCGGUUUGUUCAUACUGCUGUGUCCGCCUACCGGCGGCCAAGAUGCAGGUGGGUCAGGCCAGGCUAGAAGCUGUCCGUUCCACCGAUACCCGAGACAAGGGUGCAGUCUCGCCUGCUACACUGCUACAGGACCAUAAGCACUAGAACAUGGUCGAACGCAGCGUCUUCCCCUUUAUCAUUUACUGGCGUCUGGGAACCCC
Molecule: messenger RNA, 1267 nt
Organism: Cercospora beticola
Lineage: Eukaryota; Fungi; Ascomycota; Dothideomycetes; Mycosphaerellales; Mycosphaerellaceae
Source: RefSeq, a predicted model, not a curated record